This is a messenger RNA of Dibothriocephalus latus, 279 nucleotides long. NCBI's taxonomy places the organism in Eukaryota, Metazoa, Platyhelminthes, Cestoda, Diphyllobothriidea, Diphyllobothriidae. The record is from the annotation of a GenBank genome assembly.
AUGUUCGCUGCUGCGAGUGCAGCGAUGAACGCCACUGAGACCCUCAAUGAAACGGAGGCGCACAAUAAAACGGAGACACCGGACAUUGCCAUAGCUAGGAGCAACAAUUGUCACCUCUACGAUCCGGAGCAAUGUCAUAAGUGUGCCAAAGACGGCCUAGAGAAUUGUGUGAAAUGCAUGAUGGAGGAGGACAAUUGUUGUCUGUUACCCCACAAGAGCAUUGACUGGAAGACGAAGAAGUCACGGGAGUAUUGUAACAAGUGGUUAAAAAGAGAAUAA